AUGCCACUAUUCAGGUGCCCGCGACUGCCCACGUGUAAAUGUUCCCGACACACAUCGAGUGCUCUUAUUGUGAAGAGUUCUCCCAAACAGACAAGGAUUGUAAGACGCAUAGACACUCUAAGCAUCCAAGAUGUGCUCGCUGCUCAAAACGCUUCCAAACAGAGGAAAUCUAUCGCGAGCACCGGUCCGCCGCUUUGCGAUGCCGACUUUGCCGGCCUGAAACCCGGCAUUGCGCUGAAACAACACUUCAUAGUCAUCAGAGAGUGGCACAUGUCAGAUGUUCUGUCUGCUCAGAACUUUUCAGAGAUAGAACAGCGUGUGAUGUACACAAGAGACAGGUUCAUCACAAAUGUACCUAUUGCUCGUCGUGUUUCAGCUCGGAAGGAGAGAAAAGGGGUCACGAGCGGCGGCGUCACGAUCAGCACGAUUAUUAGAUCACGGGCACAAACUUCGAACCAACUGAACGAUUGUGUGCUAACCUCGACGAUGGAGGUUGUUGAUCAUGAGGGUGGUGAAGACGGGGGAUGGGGACCACCUGUCAGACAUUGGACUUUCAGGAUGAGACGAAGGACCGAGAAUAACAGGUGA
Mollisia scopiformis is the source of this 588-nucleotide messenger RNA. RefSeq lists its product as uncharacterized. Lineage: Eukaryota; Fungi; Ascomycota; Leotiomycetes; Helotiales; Mollisiaceae. The transcript has 3 exons. The record is from RefSeq and is a predicted model, not a curated record. Bases 1 to 588 code for a protein of 195 amino acids.